This is a messenger RNA of Miscanthus lutarioriparius, 300 nucleotides long. The record is from the annotation of a GenBank genome assembly. NCBI's taxonomy places the organism in Eukaryota, Viridiplantae, Streptophyta, Magnoliopsida, Poales, Poaceae.
AUGGAGUCAGAGCCGCCGGCGCUAGCGGAGCCGGGGCCUCUGGCACAUGGGAGGUCGAGGCGCCUAGCCCUGUCGGAGUCAGGGCGGUCGGUGCUUGAGGACUUAGCAACAACAGUGGCCCUCUGUUACGUUGAUGGCUCCAGGGAAACUGCCAAUGCAGAGAAGCUCAAAGAAGCACACAAGAGGGUGAUGGUGGCCAAUCAUCCAGAUGCAGGUGGAAGUCAUUACCUUGCUUCAAAGAUUAACGAGGCGAAGGAUGUAUUGACAGGGAAAACAAAAGGAGGUGGGUCAGCCUUUUGA